AUGGCUAACGAGGUCGUCAUGGAUAUCGUGAACGGUUUCCAGAUGAAGAUGGACAUGGAGAUGUAUGGCUCAACGAAUGUGACAAUGGGCACGAUGUACGAUUGGAUGGAGUGCUUCUCGGCCAUCAAGAGCAUGUCGGCCAUGCUGAACCCGGAGCAAGACGUCUACGACAGCAAUGGCUACACCACGAACAAGCACUGGGUCUCUGGCCCCAACCACGUUUUCAAGAACAUCUUGGAUGCCAUGUUCAAGGGCGCAUACAUGGACAUGUACGACUCCUUCUUCCUCAUGGAGAUGGAUGCGGUCCCUAUCAAGUCCAAUUGGCUCGACCAGUUCGAGAUGGAGGCGCAUGAGGUUCAUGACAACAACCAGGCGGUGCGUGGCAGCCAAUACCUAGGCGACAAGUGGGAUCUGUUCGAGCACCAGAUGCCAGUGUACUUGGUCGACCACAUCAACGGCAAUGCCAUCUACAACCUGAAGCACCCUUGGACCAGGUAUUUGUACGACACCUUCACGAUGGUGGGGGACGCGAGCAUGAUGGAAGAGAUGGCCUUCGACGUCGCGUUCGCCAUGAUCACGAUGGCUGCCAUGUCGGGGGAUCCCAUGUAUUCUACAAACUGGACCGGCGACAACAUGACUUACAACACGCACACCAUGCUAGUGGGCAACUACGCAAACACCCUCCUGAACACGAGCUACGAGUUCGGAACCUACAUCCGUCACGGCUCUGGCAAGAAUCUCUUCGAGAACUUGGAUGACGACGACGUCACGUUGGGAGUUGCCUACUUCGAUCACCAGGGCCACUUCAUGGAGACUGUUCCGACGCACCAUCCCUUCAAGAAGAUCCUGGGCAUCACCUACUUCGAUCAGCCCAACUCUACCCAGACGAUUGUCGCCCCGGACGGCAAUGUCACAAUGAUGAUGCAGACGGCCAUGUAUGGGCCUUACUACCACCUCUGCGAGAUUGCGAAGUUGGUGGACACCGAGUGGUUUGCCCUCACUGACAACUACCACAUCGUGAAGGCUCCUGUGAGCGUCCUCAUGGAUGAGAGCAGUGAGAUGAAGAAGCCAGUGCUGCCGUACGUCCUCAAGGACUCCAAGUACUGUGGCGAGCGUCCGAACUGCAAGGCCUCCAUGGAGCAGGCCGAGGAUCUGUUCAGCAUUAACUUGAACUACCACCACGACAAGUACGAGGUGCUGUACAAGACCGCUGAUGCACGCAUGUUCUGCGACGCUUGGGACGCGGCCACCGAGGGCAAGAGCUGGGGGAACUGCAGCCUGGCCUUUGGCCCCACCGCGGACGACUACAUUGCUUGGAAGAUCAGUGACCCAAAGUACAACAUCGCUGAUGAGUUCACCCCGAAGGACAAGACACGCUAUGGCUGGAGAGCCUGGACUAGCUUGUGGAACCCAGCUCCGGUCGAUGACCGCAUGUGCGACACGACGCUGUACGGUGUGAAGGACGGCCUGGACCCUGUUUGGUACCACUGCACCCUAGCAUCCCUACCAAUAUGUCUAGCAUCAUGA
Molecule: messenger RNA, 1527 nt
Organism: Symbiodinium necroappetens
Lineage: Eukaryota; Dinophyceae; Suessiales; Symbiodiniaceae
Source: the annotation of a GenBank genome assembly